AUGUCUGAACCAGUAAAGAGUAAAGCACCCUUAACUACUACCAGCAAGAGUAGACUAGUAGCUACGGUCCAAAAGAAACGUCUUGUCUGUAAAGAACUUGAGAGUCGUUUGACAGACCUAGAAAAGGAGAUUGCAAAGAACAGCAUUUCUGUUGACGAAAACUUGGAGAAAGACAUAUUUUCCAUCCUUGCUGAUCGCAGCGAUGAAGAUGUUUCACCCCACAUGAAAUUCUUCUGGGAGCAGCAGAGAAAGUUGCUUCAAACACCUACCUUUGGACGGCGUUACCAUCCCCACCUCAUCCAAUAUUGCUUAUCGAUCCAUGCUAAGUCACCUGCAGCAUAUCAAGAAUUACGGGAGUCUUGGUUCUACCAGGUGAGAGGACAUUAAGGGAUUAUCGGAACUUUUUCAAACCACAGCCAGGUUUCAACUCAGAGAAUGUUCAAAGACUUCAGGACAUGACGCAUGAAUACUUUGACGUUCAGAGGUAUGUGGUAAUCUCUUUUGAUGAAAUGAAGAUACAGUCGAAACUAGUCUUCAACAAAUUUACCAACGAACUUAUUGGUUUUGUUGACCUUGGGGAAGAGGAACUGAAUACCAGCAGUUUUGGUAGUCAUGAACUGGCUACUCAUGCUCUGGUAUUUUUUGUUUGA
This is a messenger RNA of Paramuricea clavata, 650 nucleotides long. The record is from the annotation of a GenBank genome assembly. Lineage: Eukaryota; Metazoa; Cnidaria; Anthozoa; Malacalcyonacea; Plexauridae.